AUGUUCGACACAGUCUGCACCCUUCCGCUAAGCGCAGACCUCUUCGCGCAAGCAAUUCACCCCUCCGAACCUAUCAUCUCAGUCGGCCUAUCAACAGGGCAUGUCCAGACGUUCCGACUCCCCACUGAAGAAGAGGAGGAGCAUAGUGAUGACGAGCAGGCGUCGGUCUCUAGCUCGCGCAAUGGCAAGGGUCAUAUUGAUACAAUGUGGCGGACAAGGCGGCAUAAGGGGAGUUGUCGCACGUUGACGUUUGGGAUCGAUGGAGAGAUGCUGUAUUCUGCGGGUACGGAUGGGCUGGUUAAAGCUGCGAAGGCCGAGACGGGGGUUGUUGAAAACAAGAUCUUGAUCCCGACGGCGAAAGAUGGGUCGGUCGAUGCGCCUACCGUUGUUCAUGCACUCUCCCCGCAGACGUUACUACUCGCUACAGACUCGAGCAAACUGCACUUAUAUGACCUGCGUGUCCCUUACUCGAAGGUCGCGGCUCCGCCCCAGCAGACGCAUCGCCCUCACGAUGACUACGUUUCGUCCCUGACACCGCUCCCGGCGUCAGAUACCAGUACUUCCGGGUUCAGCAAGCAGUGGGUGACGACCGGAGGGACAACGCUGGCAGUUACGGAUCUGCGCCGUGGCGUGCUCAUGCGCAGCGAAGACCAGGAGGAAGAGCUCGUCAGUUCGACGUACAUCGGCGGCCUAUCAGCCAGCGGGACAAGCCGUGGGGAAAAAGUUGUCGUUGGCGGUUCCAGCGGCGUCCUGACGCUCUGGGAAAGAGGCGCUUGGGAUGACCAGGACGAGCGGAUCUACGUUGAGCGAGGCGCGGGCGGCGGGGAGUCCCUCGAGACACUUACCGUCGUCCCUGAAGAACUGGGCAAGGGCAAGAUGAUCGCCGCGGGUCUCGGCAGCGGAAAGGUAAAGUUCGUCAGGAUGGGCCUGAACAAGGUUGUCUCGGAGCUCACGCACGAUGAGACGGAGGGCGUGAUUGGGCUUGGCUUCGACGUUGAGGGCCAUAUGGUCAGUGGCGGUGGGCAGAUAGUCAAAGUCUGGCAUGAGGCAGCAGAUUCGAUAGGGGGUGAGAAGCGUGGCUUUGGGGGAGACAGCGAUGACAGUGACGACGAUUCCGACGAUAGCGAUCAUGAGCCAAAGCAGGGCGAUGACUCGCGGCGGAAACGCAAGAAGCAGAAGGGCAAAGAUCGUGGCAAGGGCCCCGAGAUCAUGGCGUUUGCUGAUUUGGAUUAG
Molecule: messenger RNA, 1233 nt
Organism: Aspergillus nidulans FGSC A4
Lineage: Eukaryota; Fungi; Ascomycota; Eurotiomycetes; Eurotiales; Aspergillaceae
Product: protein jip5
Exons: 2
Coding region: 1-1233 (410 amino acids)
Cellular component (GO): nucleolus
Source: RefSeq, a predicted model, not a curated record